CAUCGUGUCCAAUUGUACUGUGCGCAAUUGAAGGCUUCUCUUUCGACACUUACCGCUAAGGGCUGCGUUCAGAAAUCCUACUCGUUGGGUAGAGUAGAGUUGAGUGUGGUUGAAUGUAAACUCUACCCAGAGUGAUAUCUAAUCAAGCGACUUUCCGAACGUACAAGGUAAAGAACAAUGUAUAUAACAAUGGCGGAACAAAGAGUUCGGCGAAAUAGAAUAUUAUCUUUUGUAGUAACAUGUGAUCAUAAAUUACGACAUGUAUUGAUGAGUGUUAUAAAUAAAAUUGAUAAUACUGAAAGUGACGAUGGCCUCCUUUGAGGAGGCCUUUUUAAACAAAGAUAUUCGGCGAAUCCGAGGGCAACGGCGAAAGCCUGCACGUAUAGCAGGUUAUGUAGAAAAUGUAAUUCCACGUUACACUGGACAACAAUUUCGACAUCAUUUUCGAAUGACACCUCAAGUUUUUGAAACCCUAGAAAAUCGUCUAGGACGGUUAAUAGAUGACGUCGACAGGUUAGGACGUCCAAUGACGCCUGUGCGUAUACAAUUGUUGUCAACAAUCUGGCUUCUUGGUACGCCAGAUUCUUUUAGAUCUGUGGGCGAAAAGUUUGACUUAGGCAAGUCUUCUCUAAAUGACUGUGUGCGUCGUGUUGUUAAAGCAUUAAACAGCAUUGCUGAUGAAGUCAUUAAAUGGCCGAAAGGUCCACAAUUAGCAGCUUCUAAGGACAAAUUCAGUUGUCUCGGUGAUGCUCCUUUGCCUGGUAUAAUCGGAGCUGUUGAUGGUUUUUAUGGCUCCUGGGUUGUCACUGCGGCCAUAUUGAAUUUUGACGUCAGAAGCGAGAAAUGACACCAAGAAUUCUUGCGUGGCAUUUCCAAAUAAAAAGAUAUUCGACCAAAAGUACACUUUAGUCCGUUUUAGCACACUUCCAAAAGACUCCGUAAACUAUCCUUUUCCCUUGGCAGCUAAUAAACAACUCUACA
Vollenhovia emeryi is the source of this 981-nucleotide messenger RNA. RefSeq lists its product as uncharacterized. The transcript is spliced from 2 exons. NCBI's taxonomy places the organism in Eukaryota, Metazoa, Arthropoda, Insecta, Hymenoptera, Formicidae. Bases 308 to 847 code for a protein of 179 amino acids. The record is from RefSeq and is a predicted model, not a curated record.